Patella vulgata (common limpet) is the source of this 2073-nucleotide messenger RNA. RefSeq names its product multiple epidermal growth factor-like domains protein 6. The transcript has 15 exons. Gene Ontology annotation, molecular function: calcium ion binding. Bases 33 to 1874 code for a protein of 613 amino acids. NCBI's taxonomy places the organism in Eukaryota, Metazoa, Mollusca, Gastropoda, Patellidae. The record is from RefSeq and is a predicted model, not a curated record.
AUAACAGUGCUUGUAUUGAUAUUAACGAGUGUAUGGAAGGAGAGAAUCCGUGUGGCGAGAGUUGUCAGAAUACUAUAGGAUCGUUUAAAUGUGAGUGUAAUAAGAAUGGUUACUCGUCCAGUAGUGAUGGCUUGACGUGUGCAGACAUCAAUGAAUGUGAAUACAACCAUACUACAGUCUGUGAUCACCUUUGUACCAAUCUACCAGGAAGUUAUAAAUGUUCUUGUCACCCUGGUUACCGCAAACAUGGCGCCACCAAAUGUGCACCCUGCCCUAAAGGUUAUUAUCGUGGUGUUCGGGAUAAAGUAUGUAAGAGUUGUCCUACCCACGCGACAACAGCCGAAGAAGGGGCGAUAUCACUUGUAGAAUGUCUGUGUAAACCAGGAUUUAAGGGAGAUCCCAGUAGACAGUUAAAAUGUAAAGAUAUUAAUGAAUGUACGGAAGAAGACAAUUAUGGAUGUUCACAUAGAUGUACCAAUGCUAUAGGCAGUGCAUACUGUGGUUGUAAAGAAGGCUUUCGUCUAGAUUCAGAUCAUAAAACUUGUAUUGAUGUUGAUGAAUGUAAAAUUAACAAUGGCGGCUGUCAACAGAUCUGUUAUAAUACACCAGGUUCAUUCGGCUGUGAUUGUAGAACACCUCAUUAUAGUCUGGCGAGAAACGGCAAGAGUUGUAGGGAUGUAAACGAGUGUUUGAAUAACAAACAUACCUGUUCACACCAAUGUGUGAAUAUACGAGAUGGCUAUCGAUGCGCAUGUCAUACGGGUUAUGGGCUAGAAUACGACAAUAAAACAUGUUCGGAUAUUGAUGAAUGUGAACGUGAUAAUGGGCGAUGCAGUGAUAAAUGUGUAAAUACUUUAGGGUCAUAUACAUGUGAAUGUACACAGACAGGUUUAACCUUAUAUGGUGAUGGUAAACAAUGUGUUGAUAGAAAUGAAUGCUUAGAAGAUAAUCCUUGUCAAGAUAAAUGUGAGAAUACACACGGUUCAUAUAGAUGUGUAUGUAGUAAUGGUAAUUAUAACCUAUCAGCUGAUUCACAUACAUGCAGUGAUUUAGAUGAGUGUGCGUCUAAUUUUACCAACGCCUGUGAUCAGGUGUGUAUCAAUCUACCAGGAUCGUAUAGAUGUAGCUGUCACGCUGGGUAUUACAGGGCUGGAUCAGCAUGUGUAGCGUGUCGGAAGAAUACGUACCGUGACUCAUCAAUGCUUAUAACAUCAUGUGAACGAUGUCCACCCAGAACAGAAACUGAGGGAACAGCAGCUACUAGUUUAUUAGAAUGUAAAUGUCCGAAAGGUUUUGAACGUAAAACACCAAAAAGCCAAGUUUGUACUGAUAUAGAUGAAUGUAGUAAAGAGAAUAAGAAUAUAAGUGGUUGUUCCCAUUCCUGUUAUAAUUUACCGGGUAGAUAUUUUUGUUCGUGUCCACGUGGUGCCAGAUUACAAACAGACAGAAAAACAUGUUACGGCAGCAACAACUGUAAACCCUUGGAAAAACCUAAAAAAGGAAUUGUAUGGCCACCAGCAUGUCUCGGGGUCGGUAUAAAAAAACUAACACCGGGUGUCGCCUGUUCUUUUAGAUGUCACCAUGGAUACAGGCUAACCGGAAGUCGCAUUAGGACUUGCGCAGCAAAUGGGCAAUUUUCUGGUUCUUCGAGCACAUGUAAAGUUAUAAAGUGUCGUGGAUUAAACUCCAUAACUAAUGGUAGAUUACAUCCGCCGAAAUGUCGUCGUAAGUCUGUACCAUUUGGUAAGAGAUGUCGAGUUCGUUGUAAUCCAGGUUAUAAAUUAGUUGGGCGAAUUGGUACUAAAUGCCGAGCGACUGGUAAAUGGAGUCACAGAUUGAGAACAAGCUGUGAACCAGAAACAACAUCAGUUUGAAUAUUUGAAUUUGCCGGUGUAUCAGAUUAUAGUGUAUAUAGUUAUACUGUUUUAUUUAACUUCUCGCUACAUGUUGAUCUUAGAUCAGAAUUAAUUAUAUACCUGUACAGCAAUUUAAUUCCAACGUGCCGCCAAAUUGUACUCAGGACCUUUGUUGUUUGUCCCACUCGAACGACUAAUAUAAAGUUUACUGACUGUC